AUGUCUGUGAUCGAUAUGACAGCCUCGAUGCCGUGGCUGAUUGCGUACGUUCUGGUGGGUGUUGUCCUCACCAAAGCACUCUAUGAUUGGAGUCGUAAGAGGAACAACCAACCUUUACCACCUGGACCCAAAGGAUUGCCGCUACUUGGAAAUUUGACAGACCUACCCAACGGCAGCGUACCCGAGUACCAGCAUUGGAUCAAGCACAAAGAUGCAUAUGGACCCAUCAGCUCUGUUACGGUAUUAGGACAAACCAUGGUCUUGAUCCACGACGCAAAGAUCGCUCACGAGCUUCUUGUUGAACGUGCGAAUAUCCACUCCGGCAGACCGAAGUUGAAGUUCGGCUUCGACUUGGUUGGAUGGAAUAAACCAAUGGCUGGACAGCAAUGCAACUCCAUUUUCAAGCUGUAUCGCAAGUACACACAUCAACAGCUGGGCUCAAAGGCUUCAGUCGAGCGACACAAUCAAGUCCAGGAAACUGCUGUUGGUCGCUUCUUGUGGCGUGUUAGACAAGACAGGGGAUCUGCUUUGACUCAACACCUCAAAACCGAAGCCGGCGAACUGAUCCUCAAAGUGGUCUACGAUUACUCCAUCGAGCCGUUCAAGAACGACCCUCUGGUCGACUUGGUCGACGAGGCCAUGGAACAGUUCAGCGAGGCAACAGUCCCAGGCCGAUGGAUGGUAGAUAUCUUCCCGUUCCUGGAGCACAUCCCCAGCUGGGUGCCUGGAACUAGCUUUAAGAAGACUGCAGCAGCAUGGAACAAGACUCUCAUGAAGGUUGCCGACAUACCUUAUGAUUACGCCAAGCAGCAGGGCAAAAACAAGCGAAACGGUCACGCAGACUUUGUCACGAAAUCCAUUGAACAAGCGCAAUAUGAAAAGACGCUUGGCGCAACAGACGAGCAUGCCAUCAAAUGGGCGGCAGCAUCCAUGUACCUGGGUGGCGCUGACACUUCAGUCUCAACCAUGAAUGCCUUUUUCCUCGCUAUGAGCAUGUUCCCUGACGUCCAACGCAAAGCUCAAGAAGAGAUCGAUCGCGUCAUUGGAAAUUCUCGUCUGCCCGCCCAUGCUGAUCGUGAGAAUCUUCCUUACAUCAACGCCAUCGUCGAAGAAGCACAACGUUGGCAUCCAAUCGCUCCCAUGGGACUUCCCCACGUUGCAGACAGAGAAGACACAAUUAACGGCUACCGCAUCCCAGAAGAUUCUCUUCUACUUCCGGCAAUUUGGUGGUUCACCCGCGACCCUGCCGUAUACCAUGAUCCCGAAGCUUUCAAGCCUGAACGCUUCCUGCCACCUUGUAACGAACCUCCCGCCACAUCCUUUACCUUUGGUUUUGGGCGUAGAAUCUGCCCUGGUCGUGUGUUAGCUGAUGCGUCCUUGUUCUUGACUGUGGCACAGUCUCUUGCCGUGUUUGACGUCAACAAGAAAGUCGAUAAGGAAGGCAAGGUCGUGGAACCGGUGCAUGAGUUUAUGGGUGGUAUCGUUGCGUACCCGAAGGCAUUCGAAGUCAGUGUUGUCCCGAGAAGUCAGAAGCACGAGGAAUUGGUUGAUGAAGUUGUAAAGCAAUACCCUUGGCAGGAGAGUGAUGCUAGACAUAUCUCCAAGGCUUGA
This is a messenger RNA of Aureobasidium musti, 1611 nucleotides long. NCBI's taxonomy places the organism in Eukaryota, Fungi, Ascomycota, Dothideomycetes, Dothideales, Saccotheciaceae. The record is from the annotation of a GenBank genome assembly.